This is a messenger RNA of Aspergillus fischeri NRRL 181, 3624 nucleotides long. RefSeq names its product putative DUF221 domain protein. Gene Ontology annotation, cellular component: plasma membrane. Gene Ontology annotation, molecular function: calcium-activated cation channel activity. NCBI's taxonomy places the organism in Eukaryota, Fungi, Ascomycota, Eurotiomycetes, Eurotiales, Aspergillaceae. The coding region runs from base 1 to 3624 and encodes 1207 amino acids. The transcript is spliced from 3 exons. The record is from RefSeq and is a predicted model, not a curated record.
AUGGCGACCGAUCUUGGGCAGGCCCUGGAGCAUGCGGGUGGGAACGGUCAAAGGAGUGAAGGUGUCAACAUUCAGACCUUUUUGGCUUCGCUUGCAACUGCAGUGAUAGUCUUUGCUGUUGAAUUCUUGCUGUUUUUGCUUCUCAAAGGCAAACUCACUCGUAUCUAUCAACCUAGAACGUAUUUGGUCCCGGACAGAGAGCGCACAAAACCGUCCCCGCCGGGUUUAAUUAGCUGGAUUGGCCCUGUCUUUCGCACCUCUAGUUCCGAAUUCAUCCAGAAAUGUGGCCUGGAUGCCUACUUCUUUCUGCGAUACUUGCGAAUGCUUCUCAAGAUCUUCCUUCCGCUAGGUUGCAUUGUGUUGCCCGUCCUAUUGCCCCUGAACAAAGUCGAUGGAAAAGACCGAAACUUCAAAAAUGCAACUGGGACAGGUGACACAUGGAAUGUCACUGGCCUUGACCAGUUGGCCUGGGGUAAUGUGGCUCCAGAGCACGUCCAGCGCUACUGGGCGCAUCUGAUUAUGGCCGUCAUCGUUAUUGUCUAUGUGUGCGCAAUAUUCUUCGAUGAGCUGAAAGGGUAUAUUCGCCUUCGGCAGGCCUACCUGACUUCCCCACAGCAUCGACUUCGAGCCUCUGCAACAACAGUGCUGGUAACAGCCAUCCCAGACAGCUGGCUGUCUGUGGAGGCUUUGGAGUCACUGUAUGAUGUUUUCCCGGGUGGAAUCCGAAAUAUAUGGAUCAAUCGCAAUUUUGACGAUCUGAACGAGAAGGUGAAGCAACGUGAUGCGCUAGCAUUGAAGCUAGAGUCUGCAGAGACGGACUUGAUCAUUAGAUGCAAGAAAGCUCAAUUGAAGCAGGCGAAGGCCGCAGCGAAGAAGACCGGAUUGAGUGCCAAGGAGGUAGAGGGGAAGCAGAAGCAGGCCACCGACGAGCAGGCGCUGCAACUAGCUGCAGGCGGCGGUAUCAGCUCUGGUGAUCCGCACCAAGCUCACACAUUGAAUCAGAUUUUGCAUCGCGAUGUUCAUGGAAAGCAUCGUGCCGAACCUGGAGAGCCUAAAAGACGCAAGCCCUUCGACCCAGCUGUGGAAGCGGUAGGGAUGGUCGGUCAAGGUGUCGGCAAGUUGGGCAGAUCCGUUCUGGGAACCCUAAAACGGGUGGAGGGCGACGUCGACGGCACUCUGACUCGGUCAGGGGGCUAUAUACCAGACGCUGGGACUACCGCACCUCUCCAACAUAGAGCACCGAAUGCCGACACAAAUAACGCAGAGCCGCCCGAUCCUUGGCGACCAAGCAACGAUAGCAUCACCCCAUCAAUUGAGAAUGGAAAUGCAGCGUCUAUGAAUGAGAAUGGCGCACCAUCCAAUGCUCCUCGUAGCAGAUCGAACUCCAAGCCAAGACGGCCCUUCUGGAAAAGUCGAGUUUCUAGCAACUAUUCGAAAGCGAGCAACAGGACAGAACCGGAUGAGUUUCCACUCACGGCUCCAGAGGAUCCGGUCGAAGGAGAAGCUUCAAACGAAGAAAGAUCGCACAAUGAUGAAAAGCAAAAAGGCAAGGAGCUCAAAGGCCGGAGAGAAGGCGACGAAGUCGAAGGUGAGGAAUAUCCGGUGGCAUACAAUGAAGACUUUGACAGUGAAGACUAUGGAGAGCCCCUAUGGAAAAAGUACAUCCGGGAAAAGGAUCGUGACACCAUGAGGUUGCCGAUCUUUGGUAUCAGUUGGAUGCCUUCCCUCUGGCUCAUUGGCAAAAAGGUCGACACAAUAGACUAUUGCCGGAAAGAAGUCGCUCGCUUAAAUCUGGAGAUUGAAAUUGACCAGCAACACCCCGAGAAAUUUCCCCUCAUGAAUUCAGCGUUCAUACAGUUCAACCACCAGGUGGCUGCUCAUAUGGCUUGUCAGGCUGUCAGUCAUCACCUGCCAAAACAAAUGGCCCCUCGCAUCGUGGAGAUCUCGCCGGACGAUGUGAUUUGGGACAACAUGUCAAUCAAAUGGUGGGAGCGCUAUCUGAGGACAUUCGGAAUUCUCACGAUCGUCUGCGCCAUGGUGGUUGGCUGGGCGUUCCCCGUCGCGUUUACUGGUUUGCUGUCUCAAUUGUCUUACCUGGAAAAUGCCUUCACUUGGUUAUCGUGGAUCUCCAAACUGCCAGACUGGCUCAUCUCUGCCAUCCAGGGUAUCUUGCCCCCACUUUUCUUAGCCAUCUUGAUGGCGCUCCUGCCCCUGAUUCUCCGUUUCCUCUGUCGAGCUCAGGGGUUACACACAGGCAUGGCCAUUGAGCUUACCGUUCAGAACUACUUCUUCGCUUUUUUGUUCGUCCAGUUGUUCCUGGUCGUUGCUAUCUCGUCCAGUUUCUCGACCAUCAUCGAUAACGUCACAAACGUCACCAGUUGGCCGGAAUUACUGGCGCAAAACAUUCCCUCCUCGAGCAACUAUUUCUUCUCGUAUAUGAUUCUACAGGCGCUGUCAGUGAGUGCGGGAGCUCUAGUACAGAUCGUUGGCUUGUUCAGCUGGUUUAUUCUAGCACCCUUACUGGAUAACACAGCAAGAAAGAAAUGGGGACGCACGACGAACUUGAAUCAGAUGCAAUGGGGAACAUUCUUCCCGGUCUAUACUACUCUCGCAUCGAUCGGUUUGAUCUAUUGUGUGAUCUCCCCUUUGAUCUUGGUCUUCAACAUCAUCACCUUUGGCCUGUUCUGGUUCGUGUACAGAUAUAACACGCUGUACGUCACCAAAUUCCGCUUUGAUACUGGCGGACUACUAUUCCCUCGCGCUAUCAACCAGCUCUUCACGGGGUUAUAUGUCAUGGAACUCAGCUUGAUCGGGCUGUUCUUUUUGGUCCGUGACGUGGACGGCAACGUUGCCUGCGAAGGGCAAGCAAUAUGCAUGAUCGUGGUCCUGAUUCUCACAAUUGGGUACCAGAUCCUUCUGAACGAAGCUUUCAGCCCCCUAAUCCGUUACUUGCCGAUUACCUUGGAGGAUGAUGCUGUUCGUCGUGAUGAGGAGUUCAGCCGCGCUCAGCGCGCCCGACUUGGCUUUCCUGAGGAAGAUCAGACAGACACGAUCGAGCACCAGUUGGCAGAGCGGGAACAUCAAGAGCACGAAGCAGACAGGAGGGCCCACGAGAUUGAACUGAAGAACAUCGAAGCGUGUUCUGGGCGGCGAGCAUCGACUCAGACGGGGACUCUCCAGAACAGCCGCCAUCAUUCGUGGGCAGAUCGGUCCUCAAAAACACGUUCCAAAUAUUUUGGGACUCCUUCGAGCGGUUCAGUGCCAACAUUGCAGCGAGUCCGUGAGAAGAUCGCGCAUGAUGCCGAAGCCCAAGGCUCUCCUACGGGUAACGUCGGCCACGCAUUGUUUGCCGGUAUUCAUGAUGAAUUGGAGGAUCUUACACCAGAUGAGCGUGAUCAACUGACUCAGCGAGCGUUUCAACAUGACGCUCUACGGGCAAAACGUCCUGUGAUAUGGAUUCCGCGAGACGAUCUUGGAGUAAGCGAUGAUGAGAUUUACCGAACUCAACGGUUCAGCAAGCACAUCUGGAUCAGUAACGAGUAUCAGGCACUGGACGGCAAGUGCCGUACCAUCUUCAGCCGCAGUCCGCCGGAUUUCUCAGAAGUCGACCUCAUUCAGUUAUAG